Molecule: messenger RNA, 3552 nt
Organism: Periconia digitata
Lineage: Eukaryota; Fungi; Ascomycota; Dothideomycetes; Pleosporales; Periconiaceae
Source: the annotation of a GenBank genome assembly
ACGAACGAACCAGCACACGAACCGCUCGCCGACGCCGCACUAUCGCCUCGCAACGACUCAAACCCCCGUACUCGUACGCACAACGGUCGCAGCAGCUGUGACAUCAAUGCCCUCCGGAUGAUCUGGUAUCUCCUCUACCCGCUCCGUGGUACUACCGAACCACCCCAACUAUCUCCUACCCACCCCGUUCGCCGGGCUUUUCAGGCCCACGGAACCGCAACAGCUCGCCAUUGGCUGCUCUCUAUCCUCCUGACCAUUGUUAUUUCUGUCCUGCUCUGCUAUCCUGCCCUCUUUCAGCACGACAGCCCCGCCGCGGCAGGGCUACGCAACUUACCCAAGCAUGUAUGGACCUCGACCACCGAGGUCGAGGGGGAGCGCAAAGCCGAUGUUCAAGUGCGCCAGGUAUGGGUACAUGGCGACUACAUGAAAGCCAUUGAUCAUCGCGUGCUACGCGAGGCUCUCCAUGUCCAGCGCGUUCUCAUCGGCAAUGGCUUCCACGAAGAUGCCCCCUUGUCCAUGUCGCAUCGUGAUGAUAGUGAUCUCGAAAACUGUCUAGCCACGAGAGACGGUGAACCCUGGGGGUUUCACUCGCCUUUGAUGUACUGGAACUGCUCGCUUCUGGCUCUUGACCGUGACCAGGACCUCCUUUCCACCAUCAAUUCCCGCACGACCUUCCAGUCUGCUUUGAACUUGACUUUGCGACCAAGUACUGUUUUUGCUGGCAAAGUCUUUGCCAAAUCAAGGCUACGAUCAGCUGAUGCAUUGGUUAUUACACUGUUGGACUACAGCAGUGCUGGUCUGGGUGCAAAAUGGGAUGAUAGAUCUCGUAGAUUGGUCCACGAACUACCACCCGAAUGGUCACUAUUUCCCGAAGAUGGACAAAUAACAAAGAGCCGGCUUUACGAGUUUCGCUUCAAGCCCAUGACUCUCAAUGACGACAUCCUGUUGGCCGCUUCCUACAUAAUCAUGGCUGUCUACGUUAUCUGGAGAAUGAUGCAGCUUCGGGCAGUCAAGAGUUGGUUUGGCCUGCUCGUUACUAUUUGCGCCAAAAUGACCAUCUGUGUCGUUGGCAGCUUCACUGUGUGCACCUUUCUCGGUAUCGAUCUAGCACGCAUCCCCCGCCCAUGGUUUCCCGCAGUUGUAUUCUGCUAUGGUUUAGGAAACAUCUUCCGCCUUAUCAGUGUCGUGCUUGAGACCCCUCCCGAGAUGCCGCCCCAACAACGUAUCGGUCACGCGAUAGGUCAAGUGGGCCAUCUCUCGGUUGCAGUGGCUGGUCAAAAUCUCAUUCUGAUAUGGCUCUGUUCUCGAGUUGUCACGCCAUGGGUUGCCGAUUUUUGUGUGUUUGCCGCCGUCACGCUUGUACUCGACCUUGUCUACCAUCUCACCUUUUUUCUCGCUGUGCUCAGUGUUGAUGUGCAGCGAAUGGAGCUUUCAGACUCACUUCAGCGCGUCGACAUGAAACACGCUUCACAAAACAACAGACACGAACGGCAAUCUUGGCUUCACGCCUUGCGACAUGGAACGCUGCCUUUCAGUACCCGGUUUGCGGGUACUGCCGCCAUAUUAACCAUCAUAUUGGCCAUCAACUGGCAUUUCUUUGAUAGUAAUACGGAUAGCCUUUCAUUGAAGGCUGUCAAGGAUAAUCUAUUCCGGAGGCAGAGCAAGCGGCUAAGGACUGCCUCACCAUGGACUCAACCGCCGAUAAACCAGGCCCGUACACCUGCUGACUGGCUACGUUUACAAGAUCACAAUACUGCGAAAGAGCUUUUCAGUUUUAUUAAACCAAAUGCCCACAGCUUUAUAGCCAAGAUACACGACCCGCUGUUGGUGAUUCUCAAAGGCGCAAAUGGGCGAUACUCUUCACCGACACCGCCAUCUUUCAUCGAUGGUCUUCGUACUUUUGCUCGACAUCACGCUUUCCCAGCCGCUUUGAUAGUGGUAUUUCUGAUCGCUGGGGUGACAUUGCUCAUGAAUUAUCUCCUGUGGACGGGCCUUCCGGAGGGCGCGGAAGAGAGUGAAGACGAAGACUCCAUGUUCACAGUCAGUACGCUUUCCACCACCCAAACCUUGGACAUAAUCCGUGUCACAUCGUCCCCUAAGGGGCAUAUUGUCGGUGUCUCCCUCGAUAGGACGACAUCACUUUGGCUGCACGACAAAUCCGGGUUCAGCCAAUCGAUACUGAAUACGAAAAUGACCAAAUAUAAACUCUGGCCACUAGUGGCGUGCGCGUUGGACGACAGUGGCGAUGUGCUUGCGAUGUGCACAGAUAAUGGGAUCGUGGGCCUUUAUAGUCUCGCUGCCUCGAGAGUCUCAUGCCUUCAACACGUGGACUUGCGUGGGCAAAUUCCUCUGAUGUUCACUUUCGUCUUAACGUCAGGGGAAGCCCAUGAGUCGCCAAGCCUUUUGAUACUUACUUCGGAUGGCUAUUUGACUGAGUUCGAAGCCCGGGCGGGUGUUCACCACACCAGGCGAAUACACUCGGGUACUAUUGUCUGCUCUGCUCUCUACAGCAGUUCGAGCGAUGGUGUGAGCCUUGUAUUUGUAAGCAAACAAGGGGAGGUGCACAUUCUGUCUUUGGACGAGGACAGUAGAAAGACACCGGAGAUGGUGGCAGGCUUAGAUCCUGGUCCACCUCCCGGUACUAAUCCAUCGAAGAUCCGAUGUAUUGAGAGUGUGCCUGCAUUAGGUCUAAUCUUUGCUCUUCGUGACGAAGAAGUAGAAGUAUUUGACUUCAGUAGGCGUGCUCUUGUUCACGCUUUCCACGUCAGACACAUCAAGCCCCACUCCUUCCGAGUUAUGUAUUCCACCCGUCGAAAGUGUGGUUGCAGCGCACCUGCUGUUCACUGCAUAUCUAUUGCAUAUACAGAAGAAGAUACAGAAAACAUGCUCAUGCACGUCUUCACCAUUGAUGACACCCCGACUUCUUCCAUAUGCCUUGGAAAACCCGCGGACACCGAAUCGCGGAGUUGCCAGGGUCUGGCUUUUGCUAAUGAAGCCAUCCAUCUCGUCGAGCCUGCGGGGACAUGGGAAGCGACGAGUUCUCUGAGUGUAGUGGGCAUUCGGAAAUACAAUCCGUCGCCUACGCCAUCAUCAACCGCGUCUGGGUCCGAGACGACCACUCCUGAUCCAGCCGUUCUGGUCUCAGCCCUGAAGCAAAGAGCCAUGAAAGUCGAUGCAUUCGACAAAUCUGCCCAAAGCCCCAGCUCAUCUAUCCAUACACACCAUCUCCAUUCCUCCCUACUGGAUACCGAAGGCUGGGAAGCGUGGACAUUGUCUUCCACAGGUGAAUUUCGGUCUCGACCUCUCAUAUCAGAUUGCGAUGAUGGGGAUCAGCCAAUGUUGGAAGAGCAACUGUUUGUCGCUGCCGCUGGACCUAUCACAAAGUUAGGGAAACGAAGUGUAGCUGUUGGCUUUGGCAAUACAAUCAAGAUUAUCACGUUGGGAAAGGAAAACUUCGGUGCACUCGCGGGUACGCUGGCUGGCGCGGACGACUGGAGCAUGGCCAAGCAUAAAUCACGCACUAAGAGGACACCAGGGAGAAAGCUACAGUAA